Leopardus geoffroyi (Geoffroy's cat) is the source of this 667-nucleotide messenger RNA. It is a transcript of the gene PCBD2, whose product is annotated as pterin-4 alpha-carbinolamine dehydratase 2. Lineage: Eukaryota; Metazoa; Chordata; Mammalia; Carnivora; Felidae. The record is from RefSeq and is a predicted model, not a curated record. Gene Ontology annotation, biological process: tetrahydrobiopterin biosynthetic process. The coding region runs from base 107 to 514 and encodes 135 amino acids. The transcript has 4 exons. Gene Ontology annotation, molecular function: 4-alpha-hydroxytetrahydrobiopterin dehydratase activity.
CCGGCGGCUGAGGGCCCUCCGCACUGUCCUCGGCUCCCAGCUGGGCCCCGCGGACGCCAGAGGACGGCGCGCAGGCAGCGCGCCGGACAGCCCUCGACCCGUGGCUAUGGCGGCGGCGCGGGGGGCGCGGGGGCCGCUGCGACUCCUGUUCGCGAUGCUGCGGGGCCGGGCGGUAGGCUUCUCGGCCAAGGCUGCAGAUGUUCACUGUUUGACUGCAGAGGAGAGGAACCAAGUUAUACAUGACCUUAAAGCAGCAGGAUGGUCAGAAUUAAAUGAGAGAGAUGCCAUCUACAAAGAGUUCUCCUUCAAAAAUUUUAAUCAGCUCCAUCUCAUGCAGGCAUUUGGCUUUAUGUCCCGAGUUGCCCUGCAAGCCGAGAAGAUGAAUCACCACCCGGAAUGGUUCAAUGUGUAUAACAAGGUGCAGAUAACCCUAACCUCGCAUGACUAUGGUGGACUGACCAAGAGAGAUGUGAAACUGGCCAAGUUUAUUGAAAAAGCAGCUGCUUCUGUGUGAUUUCUUCCAAAAUGCAUGUCAAACCCUGUACACAUCUUAGUUGUCAUGUAUGUUGAAGGCAGUUUACGUGAACAAAUUAAGUUGUAAAUUUAAGCUCACCUUUUGCACAGUCUUGUACAAUCAGUGCUUAAUUACAAAAUGAUUUAAACUUGA